AUGGAACUGACCCGGGCCGCAGUAGGCGGGAUGACCGGGGAGCAAAAGAUCUGCUGCGGGGAGGAUGGGUUCUCUCCUUCUAGAAAGGGAAACCUCCCCCGGGAGCAUGAAGAAGACAGACCAGAAGUCCUCCCUUCUCUCCUGGGCCAAGCUGAUUCUGGAAUUGUCUCCAGGCCUGAGGAAGUAUCUGAACCUGAAAAGGGACCUACCGUACAGACCGAAACCAUGAAGAAUAAAGGUUUGGAACCGUUUGGACGGUCAGGUGUUCUCUCUCUGAAGAACCCUGUCUUGACCCAGUCAACUGGCCUGCAGAGUACUGUUUCAGCUGGACACUUGCUUCAGCCAUCUCGCCUGAUUGAGGCCUCCUGGAAGGGCAUGGAUACCAGUAACCACCUCCUCUUGGAGCCUGCAGCUUGGAAGGCCCAGGACUUUAUUCUGGACUACUUUACCAAACGGGCUAAGAGAACUCUGGAUGCAACUGAGUCUCUGGGAUCUACAUGCCAAUCCCAAACCAAGAAGAGACAAGGCUUGGAACUGUUUGGAAAGCCAGCUGUUCUGUCUCUAGAGAACCGCAUCCUGGCCCAGCCACCCAGCUACCUUCUUCCAUCUAUGACUGAGGCUUCCCUGAGGUCCAUAGAUGCCACUAACCACCUCCUUACAAGAUCUGCAGCCCAAAGGAGCCAACACUUCCUUUUGGCACCCUGCCUUGGAGAAACCCAGGAUUACUGUGCUACACGCCGCAAGGGGACUCUGGAAGCAACUAAGUCUCUGGAUCCCUGUUCCCUCUCCAGAGAGGAAGAGGAGGAGGAAAAGCAAGUAGAGGAAGAAGCAAUUCCCCUUUAUAACCUAAGCUUGAGAGAAGAAAGGGAGUCAGAAGAGCUGAUACUGGAACUUGCUCCCAGGGAUUAUGACGCCCAACCUGAGAACACAGACCAGGUUUUACAGGACAAGAAGAUGCUGCUAAUCACCAAGCUGUGCUGUGCUCUGUCUUCCAGAGCAAACCUCCUGGAGGCUGAAGACCCUACCCGGAUUUUCCUGCUUCAGCUCUGCACAGACCUUGCCCUUUUAGAACCUGAAUUCAUCCUCAAGGCAUCCCUGUAUGCACGACAGCAGCUCAACAUUCGAGAUAUGGCUAUCAUGGUCCUAGCCAUAGCCGCCUAUCUGCCUGCUUGUCGUCCCCACUUGCGGAGAUAUUUCUGUGCCAUUGUCCAGCUCCCUUCUGACUGGAUGCAAGUGGCUCAGUAUUUUCAGAACCUGGCUGAGGGGCCUGAUAAGAAGUUGGUACCUAUGCCUGCCUGUCUCCGUGCCGCCAUGACUGAGAAAUUUGCCCAGUUUGAUGAGUACCAACUGGCUAAAUACAACCUUCGUGAACACCGGGCUAAGAAAAGACGGCGCUACCGACGUCCAAAGUCAGGCGAAAUCAUCCAAAGGAAGUGGUACAACUCAACUAUAAUAUACAAGACCUAUUAUAAUCACCAAAAAGCAUUUAUGAGGGCCUAUCAUGAAGAGCCAGUGAAAAAGAAACCAUCGGAUUUCACCCUGAAGAAGUUGAUACAGCGAUUGCACAUCCGAGAUCCUGUGCAGAAUGUCAAGGCCCUGUUGGGCUGCCGAUACCCUUCAGACCUACAGUCCUUCUCCCGGAGCCGUCUACCUGGUCCCUGGGAUUCCAGUAGAGCUGGGACUCGGAUGAAACUUCCACAGCCAGAGACCUGGGAGCGAGUGCUGAGCCAGCAAGGGAACAAAGCCUCAGUCUGGGAGGGGCUCAUUGACAAUGGGAAGUUGCCCUACAUGGCCAUGCUGAGGAACCUAUGCAGCCUACUUCGAGUUGGAAUCAGUGCCAAGCACCAUGAACGCAUCCUACAGCUGCUGGAGCGCAAAGAGUCAGUGAUCCGCAGCAGACAGCUUCCUUUCCGAUUUCUUUCUGCCCAUACAUCCAUCAGUGACCUGGAGAGACAACUCAUGAACUCUGGGCCAGUUCCCUGCAAUGUGGUUAUAAUGCGACAGCUGUUAGAAAGGCUGGAGAAGAAAAAGAAGUUACCCAAGCCAGAGAGGAAAUUGACUAACUUGGACCUUCGAUUUGCUAUGAUGGUGCCUGUGCUCUAUGAGCACUUCAAGCGAGAAAAGCAGCGGCUAAUCCAGAUUAGCCAUUGGAAGCAAGACUGGGAGAUGAUAAAGCGCUACCAACAGGCCCUAGAGACAGCUAUGAACCUCUCUGUGCAACACAACUUGCCCCCGCUGCCUGGCCGAACCCUAAUUGUCUGUAGCCCGUAUGAAUCCCAAGAUAAAAAAAAGAAUCCCCUGACUCAUGUGCUACUGUUGGUGGCGAUGUUGAUGGCCCGUGCUGAGCAAGCUGAGCUAUUACUUUGUAGAAGGGGUACUUUGAAGAAAGCUGUGAUUAAUCCAGAGGAGGGCAUUCUGAAGACUGCAACUGAGCUCGAGGCACAGAUACAGGACAUGCAUGUAGAGAGUUCAAAACCAGAUCAUCAUCCAUUUGUCACAUACCUGCUGGACAUGGUCAUUAGGCGGGUGCCGAUGGACACGGUCGUCUUUGUUGGUAACACCAUGAAAGACUUUGAGCUCAUGACUGCCAAGCAAUUCUUCUGGCAGCGUGUGAAUCCCAAAUGCCUCUUUGUUGGAGUUGAUCUAAUGGGCUUGGAUUCCUGUUCACUCAGUACAAACCCCAAUGAUGUCGUUCUCACAGGCUGCACCGAUGGAAUACUGAAGUUUAUUUCAGAACGUGGGAUGUCACGUCUUCUGGAACAUGUGGGCCAAAUGGAUAAGAUAUUUAAGAUUCCACCCCAGAGAGGGGAGGCACAGACCCCACCUGACAGGCCCCUUGAGGAGAGGGAGCCAAGCCCCCAGGCCCCUGCUCCCCAACAUAGCUGGCGCAGCGUCCGUAUUUUCAUCUCAUCCACUUUCCGGGAUAUGCAUGGGGAACGGGACCUGUUACUACGUUCAGUACUACCUGCCCUACAGGCCCGUGCAGCCCCCCACCACAUCAGUGUGCGUGGCAUUGACCUGCGCUGGGGAGUUACUGAGGAGGAGACCCGGAAAGAUAGACAAUUGGAGCUGUGCCUAGGGGAGGUGGAAAACUCACAACUCUUUGUGGGGAUCCUGGGCUCCCGCUACGGCUAUGUUCCACCCAACUACAACCUUCCUGACCAUCCACACUUCCGCUGGGCAAAAGAUUAUCCACCUGGCCGUUCUGUGACCGAGAUGGAAGUGAUGCAGUUCCUAAAUCGAAGUUCCCACCAGCAAGGUGUCUCCCCAGCUCUAAUCUACCUUAGAGACUCCAGUUUUCUCAGCUCUGUGCCGGAUGCCUGGAAAAUUGACUUUUCCUCUGAGUCAGAUGAGGCAGCAGAGCGAAUCUCAGACCUGAAGAGCUACCUGGACAAACAGGAGGGGGUCACCUGCCACAGGUACUCUUGUGCAUGGGGUGGGGUAGCAGCAGGCCGGCCAUAUGUGAAGGGACUAGAAGAGUUUGGGCAGAUGGUGUUACAGCACGUGUGGGAACUGCUCCAGAGACUCUAUGUACAGCCCGAGUCAAGUCUGGAAAAGAUUGAAUCUGCUCAGAACGAUGACACUGUCCAGUCAGCCUUUCAGCAGCUACAGCAUCCACCUAGUCCAGCUCGGCCCAGUCUCCUGAAGAAUACUAUCCAGCAGCUACAGCAGCGCAGUGGUAGUUUGUGUCUAGUGACUGGAGAACCUGGACAGGGCAAGACAGCCUUCCUGUCAUCCCUAGUAUCAGCCCUACAGGCUCCCUGUGGGGCCACCAGAAGCUCCCAAGUGUUCUUCCACUUUGCUGGAGCCCGUCCUGAUCAGAGCUACAUCCUCACCUUGCUUAGACGCCUCUGUGCUUACCUGCACCAUCAGCUACAGUGUUCCAGACCCUUACCAACUACCUACCGGGGAUUGGUGUGGGAGCUACAUACCCUACUUCCCAAAUCUGCUCAGACCCUACGCUCUGGCCAGACGCUGGUACUGGUCAUUGAUGGAGCAGACCAACUAGGGGAUCAAAGCAGUCAUCCGAUCUCAGAUUGGAUUCCAAAGAGCCUGCCUCACAGAGUCCACCUUGUGAUGAGUGUGUCAGCAAGCACAGGCUUAGCAGAUAUCCUUCAAUGUCGCCGAGAUGCUCAGGUAGUGGCACUAAGAUCCCUGGAACCAACUGCCCGAGCCCAAUUGGUGAGACAGGAGCUGGCCCUGUAUGGAAAGCGGCUGGAGGAGACACCCUUCAACAAUCAGAUGCGACUGUUACUGGUAAAGCGAGGGGCCGCUCUGCCUCUUUACUUGCGCCUGGCCACUGAUCACCUUCGUCUCUUCACACUGUUUGAGCAGAUGUCUGAGCAACUUUGGACAUUACCAGCCACUGUGCCCCUACUACUACAACACAUGUUGGGUGUCCUGGAACAGGAGCAUGAGCCAGACAUUUUGCCUCUUGCCUUAGCUGCCCUCCAUGUCACACGCAGCGGUCUAACUGUGGACCAGCUUCAUGGAGUGAUAAGUACGUGGCGAGCACUAUCCUCGGAGACUAUAGAUUGGGCAGAAGCUUUGGCUGCAAGAAACAAAGGAGACCCUUAUCCUCUGGGUCCCUUUACCUACCUCGUCCAGAGUCUGCGCAGAUUGUUGGGAGAGGGGUCCCUGGAACUUCCUGGAGCCCGGCUGCGCCUCCCUCCUGGGCCCCUAAGCUCAGCAGUUGAGCUUCGCUAUAGGAAGAGACCUGGACUGAAGACCAAAGCACAUGUCCUCAUUGCAGUUCAGCUCUGGAAAAUGUGUGAUCCUGAAGCCUUGGGUACCUUCCAUAACUGUCGCCCUGAGGCCCUGAAUGACCUGCCCUACCACCUGGUACAGAGUGGGAACCAUUCCCUGCUUGCUUCCCUGCUUACCAACCUCAAUGUUAUGGCUACCUACCUAGAAUUGGGCUUGCUCUCCCAACUGCAAGAGGCCCAUGCCCUAUAUGCAUCUUCAAUCCCCACGAGUGAGCCAGUAUCUUCUGGGACAGAUGUUGUUGCAUUCUACACGUUCCUGAAGCAGCAAUCCAGGCUUCUCACCCAGUACCCAGCACUACUGGCCCAGCAGGCAAUCAACCAGCCUUCUAAUUCGCCUAUCUGCCAGCAAGUUCCAAAGCUGGCCCAGCGAUGGUCCUCCCAGCCCAUCUUGCGCUGGCUUAAUAAACCCCAAACCAUAGGAUCUCAACAAAGUUCCAGCCUGUCUCUGGUACCUCCCUCGAUGCCUACAGCUGUGAGUCUUUCCCCCAACGGACAGCGGGCAGUUGUGGCUACUGCCAGUGGGAUUGUUCAUCUGCUGGACACAUGUACUUGGCAGGAGGAGAAGUCCAUAGUGAGUGGCUGUAAUGGAAUCUCAUCUUGUCUCUGCCCCUCGAAUACUACUCUCUUCCUCGCAGCCUCAGAUGGUCUCCUGGAAUUCUGGGACCUCCAGGGCAGCUGGCGAGUGUUCCAAACCAAAGCCCACCAGCUCCAAAUCACUGACUGCUGCCUGAGCCCUGAUCGCCGGCUACUGGCCACUGUGUCCCUGGAUAGACAUCUGAAGCUGUGGGACACAGUCCAUGGAAAGCUGGCCUCCCAGCACUUGUCACAGAAGCCCUUGAAUUGUGUUGCCUUUCACCCUGAGGAGCAGGUGAUCACCACAGGAAACUGGGCUGGGCACCUUAGUGUUCUGCGACUGGACAGCCUCACAGUGACCACGGAACUCAGAGGCUCAGAGUCCUCGGUCUGUGCCGUGACAUUUGCUCCUUCUGGAACAGUCUUGGCUGCCAGCCAUCUAGAUGGCACUGUUGAACUGUGGGCUUGGCAGAAAGGAGCACGACUGGCUGCCUUCCCUGCCCACCUGGGAUAUGUUGCUUCUGCUCUCUUCCUGCAAUCUGGCCGCCAGCUGCUGACUGCUGGGGAGGAUGGCAAGGUACAGAUGUGGUCAGGAUCCUUGGGCCAGCCCAAGGGGAUUUUGGGUUCCUUGCCUCUCUCACCUGCCUUGUCUGUGGCAAUCAGUCCAGAUAGGGCUUUUGUGGCCGUUGGUCACCAUACAGAUGGUAUCAGAAUCUACAAGACCUCUUCAGGUACUGAGGAAGGUCAAUGCCCAGUGUCAGAUGCAGCAGUGUCUGCACUGGCCUGGUUGAACCCCAAAGUCUUGGUGAGUGGUGGAGAAGAUGGGAAUCUUCAGUGCUGGAUGCUUGCAGAUGUAACCCCACACCGUCUCUGGCUCUUACCUGCACACCAGAAGGCAGUGUUAGGUUUGGCUACUUCCCAGGAACUCCUUGCCUCUGCCUCAGAGGACUUUACUGUGCGGUUGUGGCCACUACAGUUUCUGACCCAGCCAGAGAUGGCAAAAGAGCUUCACCCUGGUAUAGAGCUCUGUGGGCACACAGGCCCCGUCACCUGCUGCAGCUUCAGCCCUGAUGGGGGCAUCCUGGCCACUGGUAGCAGGGAUCAGAGCCUUUUGUGUUGGGAUGUAAGGAUGCCAGAAGCUCCCAUUGUGGUGCAUUCCCUUCCCAAUUGUCACCGUGACUGGGUUACUGGUUGUUCCUGGACCAAGGAUGCCAUGCUACUCUCCUGCUCCAAUGAUGGUUCUGUACGGCUGUGGGACCCCAUAUCCGGCCAGCAGCUUGGCCAGUUUCUGGGUCAUCAGAAUGCAGUGAGCGCUGUGCUGGCUGUGGAGGAGCACGUGGUAUCUGUGGACCGAGAUGGAGUCCUAAAAGUGUGGGACCUCCGUGGUGUGGAGCUGACGAGUAUUCCUGCCCACUCUGGACCCAUCAGCCACUGUGUGGCCACCCAGGAGCCUCGUACAGCUGGACAGCCCGGGUCAGAGCUCUUGGUAGUAACUGCUGGACUGGAUGGGGCCACACGGCUGUGGCAUCCACUACUGGUGUGUCAGACACAUACUCUUCUAGGACAUAGUGGUUCAGUCAUUUCUGCUGCAGCCUCAGAGACCUUGGGUCUUCUGCUGACCGCCUCCAAAGAUGGCUCAGUGAGGCUCUGGCAAGUGCCAAAAGAAGAUGACACGGGUGCUGGUGAAAGGCCCACAGCCAUUACUGCUGUGGCCUGGGCUCCCGAUGGUUCUCUGGCAGUGUCUGGCAGCCAGGCUGGGGAACUAAUCCUAUGGCAGGAUGCCAAAGCUGUAGCCAGAGCUCAGGGCCCUGGCCGAGUCAGUGCGCUGUGCUGGAUCUCUCCACAAACCUUCUUUGCCCUCGUCAAUGACAAAAAUCUCAUCAAGUGGCAGGUGAAAAAGGAGGGUCUCCUGCCCAACAUUUUCAGCCUAGGCCAUGAUCUUCAACUGAACCAGCAGAAUACACACAGUCUGUUAUCUGGUAUGGACUUGGCCCCAGAUAGAUGCUCUCUCAUCUUAGCAAAGCCACUUUUGGGGAUGCUACUGAAAGUAGAUUCUACUCCCUCUGAAUUCUGGCAUGAACUCUCUCCUCAUAGUUUCAUCCUGUUUUCUACCCACAAGGAACAUGGUGUGUUUUCCCUGGACACUCUGAGAAAUGUACUUUCUGUCCAACAACAGACAGAAUCGUCAGUCCUGGAGCACAUAGAGGAUUUUGAUCUACAACUGGAAAAUCCCAGAGGAACUCCAUUGUGGAUAACCCAAGCCAAGCCUGAGUCUGACUCUGCUUUUCUGUGUGCCAGCUCAGAAGGGGUCCUUUGGAACAUGGCAGAAUGUACUUCUGAGGGAGACUGGGUCACUGACAACAUAUGGCAGGACACAGAAGAGGAAUUCGAUUCCCCAAAGUUGAAGACACGGUACUCCAAGAAGAUCCAUUCUGGUUCAGUCACAGCCCUCCAUGUGCUCCCUGAACUGCUCCUGACAGCCUCUGAGGACCGAGAUGUAAAGCUUUGGGAGAGACCCAACCUACAGCUGCGGGGCCUCUUCCGUUGUGAGGGUGCAGUAAGCUGUGUGGAGCCGAGACCUGGGCCUGCGUCUACCCUGCAGCUGGCUGUGGGAGAUGCCCAGGGCCACGUGUACUUUUUGUCAUGGGAGUAAGGCGGUUAGACAGAAACAACUAUCUGUCUGGAGAGACAAAGUCUGAGGAUGCCAUAAUGACAAGGUUUUCAAUAUAUUUAUUAUAUAAAAAUAACAGCAAACUCA
Gracilinanus agilis (Agile Gracile Mouse Opossum) is the source of this 8097-nucleotide messenger RNA. RefSeq names its product telomerase associated protein 1 (gene TEP1). Gene Ontology annotation, cellular component: telomerase holoenzyme complex. The transcript has 57 exons. Gene Ontology annotation, biological process: telomere maintenance via recombination. The coding region runs from base 1 to 7992 and encodes 2663 amino acids. Gene Ontology annotation, molecular function: telomerase activity; protein binding; telomerase RNA binding. The record is from RefSeq and is a predicted model, not a curated record. Lineage: Eukaryota; Metazoa; Chordata; Mammalia; Didelphimorphia; Didelphidae.